CCCGGAAGCCUUUCACUGGUACACCAGAAAUAAUUUGUAGCGGAAAAGGAACAUGGAGUAAUGUUUGUGUUUUACUCUUCUUCUUCUUGUGUAGUGCUGUAAGUAGAAGGAGUGCCUACAAGACAUGGCGUCUACUUCAGACUCGGAUAAACCGUCUGUUUCUAAUGUGGAAGAAAACAGAACCCGCCUCUGCGAAGAGUUUGCUGCCAUAGCGGGAACAGACAGCGCUGUGGCUCAGUGCUACCUGGCUGAAAAUGAAUGGGAGAUGGAGAGAGCUUUGAACUCAUUCUUUGAGGCUGACAUGGAAAGAGUAUUUGAAGUAGGAAGUACCCCAGAGAGAGAGACCAGCCCCAAAACAAAGAAGCAGAGGACUGAGGAAAAGCCUCCAGGGGACUGUAUAGAUUUGACUGAAGACAGUCCCGCCUCCACACACAAACCCUCAGAAGAAGAUGAUGAUAAACUGUCGCUGAUCUCCUGGAAUGUGGAUGGACUUGACACAGACAACCUUGCCGAACGUGCCAGAGGCCUGUGCUCCUUCAUAGCCUUAUACACUCCUGACGUGGUCUUCCUACAGGAGCUCAUUCCACCUUAUGUCCAGUACUUGAAAAAACGGGCAGUAAGCUACCUAAUCAUUGAAGGUGGUGAAGAAGGUUACUUCACUGGGAUGAUGCUGAAGAAGUCACGAGUCAAAUUCCUGGAGAGUGAGAUAGUAACUUACCCCACCACUCAAAUGAUGAGGAAUCUUCUUGUAGCUCAAGUGGAUUUUAAGGGCCAGAAGUUGUGUCUGAUGACAUCCCACCUGGAGAGCUGCAAAGGCCACGCGGCGGAGCGGAUGAAACAGCUGCGAGUUGUGAUGCAGAGGAUGCGAGAGGCACCUGAUGAUGUUACCGUCCUGUUUGGAGGGGACACGAACCUGAGGGACACUGAGGUGGCCAAGGUGGGUUUGCCCCCCAGUGUCUGUGAUGUGUGGGAGCAACUGGGGAAACAGGAGCACUGCCGCUACACAUGGGACACCAAAGCUAACAGCAAUAAGACUGUUAAUUAUGUCAGUCGCUGUCGCUUCGAUCGGGUCUACUUCCGUCCAGCUACAAAGGAUGACGUCGCACGGCUGGCCCCUGAUCACAUGGCCCUGGUGGGAUUGGAGAAGCUGGACUGUGGACGCUACACCAGUGAUCACUGGGGAAUCUACUGUAGUUUCUCUGCUGGGUAGAAAAGCUCAAAACAACCUGAAACAUGCUGGUCAAAUCUUUUGUUUUAGAUCAGGGGGUCUAGCUUGUUUUGUGUGUUUCACUUUUCCAGUGCAGAUGUCAUGAGUGCUGGAUUCAGACCACAGUACCACUUCCUCUGUGAAAGAAGAGGUUCUGACCUCAUCUGAAGUUGGUUACAUGUAAAUCUUGAUUUGAUAAGUUUUAUCUUUUAAUUUGUCUCUUCUCAAGCUUUGCCCCAGUGCAAUUGUUAAAUGAAUGUAGAAAGCCAAUAAAUAUUAAAAUAUAAAA
This is a messenger RNA of Scatophagus argus, 1496 nucleotides long. RefSeq names its product tyrosyl-DNA phosphodiesterase 2b (gene tdp2b). The transcript has 7 exons. The coding region runs from base 125 to 1210 and encodes 361 amino acids. Gene Ontology annotation, cellular component: PML body; cytoplasm. Lineage: Eukaryota; Metazoa; Chordata; Actinopteri; Scatophagidae. The record is from RefSeq and is a predicted model, not a curated record. Gene Ontology annotation, biological process: double-strand break repair. Gene Ontology annotation, molecular function: protein binding; 5'-tyrosyl-DNA phosphodiesterase activity; single-stranded DNA binding.